Molecule: messenger RNA, 5835 nt
Organism: Toxotes jaculatrix (banded archerfish)
Lineage: Eukaryota; Metazoa; Chordata; Actinopteri; Toxotidae
Product: zinc finger and BTB domain-containing protein 5
Exons: 4
Coding region: 237-2468 (743 amino acids)
Biological process (GO): regulation of transcription by RNA polymerase II
Cellular component (GO): nucleus
Molecular function (GO): DNA-binding transcription factor activity, RNA polymerase II-specific; RNA polymerase II cis-regulatory region sequence-specific DNA binding; protein binding
Source: RefSeq, a predicted model, not a curated record
CCGUCUGAGUGCGGGAAUUCUUAGAAAAUAAAACAUACACAUGCUGGAUCCGGAUAGAGACUUACAGCCAGUAUCUGUCAUAUUAACGGCUGUUAUUAAACCUGACUCUGCGCGGGGAUGACACCGACAAAUGUGUGAGACAGACGGUCGCCGUGAGUGCACAUCACGGGGCAGCUUUCACCUCCACAUCCAGACCGUUCAGUACGAGGGAACUGUCCAGAGCGGACCACAGGGCCAUGGAUUUCCCAGGCCACUUUGAGCAGAUCUUCCAGCAGCUAAACUACCAACGUGUCCACGGUCAGCUGUGCGAUUGUGUCAUUGUAGUGGGCAGCCGCCACUUUAAGGCCCACCGCUCUGUGCUGGCAGCCUGCAGCACUCACUUCAGAGCCCUGUUCACUGUUGCAGAGGGAGAUGCAAGCAUGAACAUGAUCCAGCUGGACAGCGAGGUGGUGACAGCUGAAGCUUUUGCUGCUCUGGUGGACAUGAUGUACACGUCAACACUGAUGCUCGGGGAGAGCAAUGUCAUGGAUAUCCUCCUUGCAGCCUCACACCUGCACCUUAACAAUGUAGUCAAAGCCUGCAAGCACUACCUGACCACACGCACGCUGCCUAUGUCUCCCUCAUCCGACAGACCAACCCAUCACCACCCUCAGCAGGACCAGCAGAGGCGCAGGCAGCAGCAGCAGCAGCAAGCAGCAGAUUUAGUGGUGAACCCUACUCUAGCAGCUAAUGCUAACCUCACAGCAAAUGCGGCCACAUCUAAGUUACAGCGCUCCUUCCUGUUGCAGCAGCUUGGGCUCAGCUUGGUGAGCUCUGCUUUGGGUGGAAUGGAUGAGGAUGGGAUGGGAAAUGUCGUUGGCAAUAGAGGGGUGGAACAAAGAGCCUCUUUCCCUAUCCGACGCUUCCACAAACGUAAGCCUUCUCUUGCGCUGGGCCUGUCAGAAGAGAGACCCAGGCAGAGGCAGCGCCCCUCAGCACCUAACCUGGCGUUGUUAGGAGAAGAACGGGUGAACGCAGAGCAAGAGGAAGGAGCACUUCUUUCCCCAGACUCCCACAAGAUGGGGGAUGAAUCAAAAUUGGAUGCUGCAAUCACCGGCCUGGUGGGGGUGUCCCAAGAUGAUCCUCAGAUGCCCAGCCAGUCUGACAGUGGACAUUGUGAGGGGGAGGACUUGGGAAGAAUGCAAGGAGGGGUGAGCAAGGAGGAGGACAUGGAUGACCAGGACCACCAGGACAAUAGAGCAGGGGUGAAGAUUAAACCAGGGACAGAGGAGGAAGAGGCUGAAGAACAGGAACAGAAGGUGGUGGUUAAACGAGAACCACUAAGCUCACCUGAGCCGACAGAUGAAAUCAGCGACGUGACAUCUCAGGCUGAAGGCAGCGACCCGGCUGAGCCUGGAGGCCAGGAGGAAGAAGAGAAGGUGGAGCUGAGCCCAGAGAGCAGCGACCGCAGCUUCACCUCUGAACCUCAGCCCAGCUCUGACUCGCUGCUGCAACAGGGCUCCCAGCUCCUCCUCAAGAGCAACAUGGGAGGAGGAGCCGGAGUCGGAGGAGGCUUUGGAUGUAAUAACGGAUUAAAUGGCAAACCUGGUUUUAGUAUUUCUAGCUUCCUUAGCCCAAAAGAUUUUGGAAGUGGCGGGGCAGGGUUGGUUACAGGAGAAGAUGACCUGCCCAACACAACAACUGGGGAUGCAGUAGCACAUCACUUCCUGCUGAGACAGGAAGCUGCUGGGCCGUCCGGAUCUGCUUCUUCUUCUCUUCUGCAGUCAGGUCCACUCAGCAAUGAGACUCGCAGUGGUUUUGGAGACAACUUGCAGCCUGAUUCUCUGUUCCUUCGUCCCCUGCAUGACAGUUUGGGGAACCCCAGAGGAAGCGGGGGAAGUUCGACUGGAGGCCGUGGAGGGGUCGAUCCCUUUAGUUUGGACUUCCAACGCUCCAGUCUGGGCCUUCACUCUCUGGGUCGACCCUCACGUGGAGCUGGAGGAGCGACCGCUGCCUCUCUGGGCUAUCCAGGCUACAGACGUAUUGCCCCAAAAAUGAACACCAGCCUCGGAGGAGAGGAAGGAGUAGGUGGUGUUCUUCAGGAUUCUGCCUCUUCCUCCUCAAGUCUGGCUAGUCCCCUGCUUCUCAAUGAGAGUGGUGGAUAUGAGAUGAACAGUGGCAGACCGACUUCCCUCCCCCCUCAGCUGACCCGAGCUUCAGCGGACGUCCUGUCCAAGUGCAAGAAGGCUCUGUCGGAGCACAACGUCUUGGUGGUGGAGGGAGCUCGGAAGUACGCCUGUAAAAUCUGCUGCAAAACCUUCCUCACCCUGACUGACUGCAAGAAACACAUCCGCGUCCACACAGGAGAGAAACCCUACGCCUGUCUCAAGUGUGGAAAGCGCUUCAGCCAGUCCUCCCACCUAUACAAGCAUUCCAAGACCACCUGUCUCCGGUGGCAGAACAGUAACAUGUCCAAUGCCCUGCUGUAGGACCGUGAUGACUGUAUCAGAGGAGAGUGGGGCAAAAGGGUGAAUACACCUGGAAAGAGUGAGUUUAAAGUCACAGAAACGUUUAGAUUUUUCUGAAGCUGUGACAGAGCAGCCAGAUCUGAUCAGCUGUCAUGUCCAAACUAACUAGUCCUGAUCACACACCAAAGAUAGGGACGAUAAUGUCAUCUUGCAUUUUCUUCUCUUGGAGAAACCCAUACUAUCAAGUCAGUAAAAGUUAUUGUAAACACAUUUAGCCUGAAGAAAGAUUAUACAGAUACAGACAACACAUGUGUUGCUAUGGACUCAUUAUAUAGUACCAUAGAUGUACACUGUACACUCUGCUGUAGAAAUAUCUUAAGAGUAUUAUGAGGAUUUUCCAUCAGCGUCAAUAUCUACAGUCAAUGGACUUUGCAUAAUAGAAUCCAGGCCAGUAGAGGCUUGGCUUUUUAAAGCUGCCACACUGUUGGCUGUAUUACAUUUUUUUUAAAACAAUCAUUCGGACCCUCGUGUUAGUAAGUGGCAGAUGGACCUGUUUGAGGUGAUCCCUUGAAGCUGAACUGAUCUAUAGUUGAUGGUAUUCUCAUAGAUUAAGUUUUGAUUGCCAUUCUAACACUCUGUCUGAGUGCUUACAGAUCAGAGGCAGCUGUGUAGCACCAACAUUAAGAACAGAUAUCAUGUAAGAUAGUGUGCUUAUGUGUAAAUUUUCUCUUCCACAUUUAUAAAACAUGUAGCAGCAUCCUGUGUCCGACCGCCGAGUCGCCACAACUGUGCAUAUUGACUGUGCCUUGUUCUGUGCAAGAACAGUCAUAUAGACUGUGGACUAACUGAUUCAGAUUCAUUUAGGUGCCAGAUAUAAUGCCUAUAAGUACUAAGAACUGUUGGCAGAGGCCUGCUCUGGAUACUUGCUGUGGGGGCUAGGUAAUGCUGAAAUCUGUAACUUUGUGUAAGUUGCAGCAACAGAAAAGAUGGCAGACACUCUGCCAGUGUCUCAGUUGUGUAUGUUUUUUGUUUUGUUUUGUUUUUUUGCCCUGUUGUUGGCAUGCAGUGAAAAUGUUAACUGACCAUAUAAUAUAAAUUUGAUUCAUUUAUUUAUGGAAGUGAUGAAGUUUGAGGAAGUUGACAUUCUCGACCACAACAAAAAAAAUAAAACAGGUUAACAUUUCUUAAUAGAUGAUAAUGGAUUUUCGUGCGUAUUCAACCACCAAGUCAAGUCAAAUUGAUGUGAGAUGUUUUACCUCUGUAGUUUUCUUUCUGUCCAGCCACCUCAGUUAAAGUUGAGAAUAUAAUUCAGUUUGAAAUAAUAGGGCCUUCAUAUUUUCAUGGAAUAAAUGUCUUUGAUACAUUUGUACCUGUGGUGUGCCAGGUAUAGCUAUUAACCUUGAAGUCCCUUUGUUUAGGGGAGCAAAAAGAUCUGAGCAGUGAGAGAGGGAAAAGUGUCAUCACCUUUGCAUUAACAGGACGAAACAAAAUCUGUGUUUACUGGGCCUUGCACUCUCUUUUUGAGAACUCUAGAAUAUAAUAUUGCAUUAUAAUGCUACUAAAAUACAGAGAUAAGAGCUUCAUAGGAAAAUGCGCUGUAAAUGCACCUUAUGUCAUGAUCUGCAAAAAUUGCAAUUUUAUGUAGCUUUAAAUUGUAUAAGAUUAGCAACCUUCCCUUCCAAUUGGUUAUUGACUGGUUAUGACCACAAAAAGUUCAGCUGUGGCCAGACAAGGGCACUGACCGUCCACACAUCAGUGUGCUUGUGUGUGCACACUUUGUGGGUUUGUUAAAAGGGUAAUGAAGUUGUGCCGAGAGGUGGAGUCGUCAGAAGAACCUGUCUACAGGUUACUGACGUUCAGCACGUGUUGAAAACGCGCUUUGGAAAUGUAAAUAUUGCACAUUCGUGGUUGGUAUCAUAGAUACUCUCUUGGAGAAGAGACAAAAGAACUAAUGAAGAACUAAACAUUGUGUAUAAGUUUGCUACUGUACUUGAUAUCAGUGCUUUAUACUUGUCUCUUUUUACAUCUAAUGUUGAAUCUGUUACUAAAGCACUUAGACAAAUCAUUCCCUUUUAUAACUAAAAUGUUUACUGGAAUGGUGAACUAUGUGAAAAUGUUGCUGUAUUGCAAUUAUCCAACUUAAUCAACUCUCUAGGAUUUUUCUUUCUGUUACAUCACCAUUGUGUUGGAUUUGAAAAGUGAAGAGUUUUAGCAUUUUUAGUCUUCUCUGCAGACAGUCCUACAAAUCCUAUGGGAUUUUUACUAGUCUGCAAAACUUGAAUAUCAUUGAAUUCUAGAAGAAUAUUUUACAUGGGGACAAUUCAGAUUUAGAUUUUCACACAGUCUUUUGAUCAUUUUUUCAUGUUAAUGUCAGGAGUUUUAAUUUCAGGAAUUAUAUCCUUUUUUUUAAUCUCUAACUACAUUUUACUGUCUAUCUGUAACUUGAUAAAUGCUGUCAUAUACUGUAAGUUCGUCAACAUGCUGAAAAGGAAUCGAAUUUUGCAGCUUAUAGAAAAUGAAAUCAUAUCAAGAAUUUCCGCGUCCACCCAGCCGGGGGGGAUGCCUGGCUUCCAGCAGGUUGUAAAUAAGAGCAGCUUCAUCGGUAGAAAGUUGGUUAAAAUGAAAUCAGUGUUCAUGCAGUGUUGUAAAGUUCUUUUUUUAAGUGAACUGAAAUGGGGAAAAAAUAACACUUUAAAUACAUAUUUGCCUUUUUGUAUACUUUAUUGCUUGCUAUAUUGUGUCACCUACACUGUCAAAGAGGAUCACAUGGUCAUUGCUUCCAUUUCUAGUUGGCACCUUAUUGUACUGUAGAGUCAUUGCACUGUUAGCCUGUACAAAAUGACAGUUUUAUUUGAUACAUUUUGAUGGAUAAUCUUGACAUUUUACUACAUAGAAGAUGAUUUGCCUUCAAGGAUGUUCUCCCUGUAAACAUAAGCUAACCUGCUGUUUGCCAUGUAAUUCCUGACACUGUGGAGUAAAGUCAUCAAAGCCUGGCCACAGAGUUUAAAAUGACCACUGAUGUUUAAAUCUCAAAUCUGAUGUCUGUUCCUCUGUGUUGCCUCCUCACACUCAGCCUCCUCUUUCGUGAUGGAAAGAGUCAGUUGCGAUACGCUCUUGAGAAACAGAGAGUAGUAGAGGUGAUGAGGCGAAGGAAAAGACGUUGUCCUCCAAAAUGGCUUCCAUGUCUCACACAGUGGCCUGUUAGGAAUUGUAAUGGUGCUGUCUUCUAAAGUUGUUAAUGUGAAUCUCUGAAAAGUGCACUGACUGUAGCAUCCCUGUAUGGAUAUGCCAAAAUUUAAAAAACGUGUAAAAGGCCUAAAUUGAUUAAGGAAGUCACUGCCUUAUGCCCUCUAGCUUGAAAAGCUGGGCUUUUGUUAAUAUGCCAAAU